Tetranychus urticae (two-spotted spider mite) is the source of this 1587-nucleotide messenger RNA. RefSeq lists its product as uncharacterized. Gene Ontology annotation, biological process: brain development; positive regulation of transcription by RNA polymerase II; neuron differentiation. The record is from RefSeq and is a predicted model, not a curated record. Gene Ontology annotation, molecular function: RNA polymerase II cis-regulatory region sequence-specific DNA binding; DNA-binding transcription activator activity, RNA polymerase II-specific. NCBI's taxonomy places the organism in Eukaryota, Metazoa, Arthropoda, Arachnida, Trombidiformes, Tetranychidae. Gene Ontology annotation, cellular component: nucleus.
UGAAUCUGGACAAACCUCGCACAACCAGAUUUUUUGAUCUCACUCUUGCUGUAAUUCUUGAAGUGUUGACUUCUCUUAUUUCCUUUUUUUACCUCUAAUCAGAUCUACUACUUAUAUUUUUUAUUGACUUAACAAUUUUUUGUUUUUUUAAUAUUAGUCCACGUAUAAUAUGGCAGUUUUUGGAUCAUUAAAUGUUUCUACUGGAUCUCUUACUCCGUAUACCGAUGCAACGCAGUGUAAAAAAGUUACAAACCAUAUUAAAAGGCCGAUGAAUGCUUUUAUGGUUUGGUCUCAAAUUGAGAGGAGAAAGAUUUGUGAACAACAACCGGAUAUGCACAAUGCCGAGAUAAGUAAAAGAUUGGGUAAAAGGUGGAAGACACUUUCCGAUUCUGAUCGACAGCCAUUUGUUGAAGAAGCUGAAAGGCUUAGGAUACUCCAUAUGCAACAGUUUCCCGAUUAUAAGUACAGGCCACGAAAAAAGGCUAAAACAAGUCACACACCACAACCAACCCCAGUUAAAUCAAGUGGAAGCAACAAUAAUUGCAAUAGAUUUAUUUCAUCAACAAUAACAGCAUCACCAAGUGAAAAAAUUGGUUUAAACCAUUUAGUGACCAAAGGUUCUAUUAAUUCACAGCCAUUGUGUUCAAAUCUUACAAAAAAAUUAACUAGUGAUACAUCAGUUACAUCAUCAACAACAACAAAUGCAACAGCAGUAGCAGCAGCAGCAGCUUCACUGGCAUCUACCGUUUCAACUGCGGCAGUGGCAUCAGUACCAGCAGUCGAUUCAACAUCUUCUCUGGUUUCAACGGCUUCAGUACCAGCAGUUGUAUCUGUGGCACAACCGACAGCAGCAGCAGCGGCAGUGGCAGCAGCUUCAGUGGCAGAGUUAUCAGUAGCAUCUAACGGAGUAUCAACAACGUCCUUGUUAACAGAAGCUUCAACAACUUCAACAUCAACAACACCAACUUUAACAACAUUAACAACACCGCCAUCAACAUCGCCAUCCUUAACACUGAAUAACACAAAAACAACAACAUCCACAAUUACAACAUCAACAAUACCAACAUCUACAACACCAACCGAUACGAAUAAUUCAUCCUCAUCAUCAUUGUUAUCUGUUUCAUUAUCAUCCUUAAGUGUUGGAUUAAGUGUCUCAAUAUCAUCCUCUUCUCAUUCAUCUUCUUCUUGUUCAUCGGUAUCUUCCCCUGCGGCUUCAUCUGUUGAUGACUUCUCGGCUCUUGAUGAUUUGUCCGAUGUCCUACAAUUGGAAUCUAAUUGGGCGCAAGAGUUGGGAAGCCUUAUCCUAACACCAAUCUCUGAUUUGGAUACUCUUGAUACUGCAAGCUCAAGCUCUGGUUCACACUUUGAGUUUCCCGAUUACAUUGAGGAUUUAAAUGGAAAAAUUUACCUCAAAUAAAUUAACCAACAAGUAAACAACAACUUUAUCUGAUUAAUAUCCAAAAUGUUUAAAUCAAAUGAUACGAUCCAAAAACUUGAUUUGCAACAAAUAUUAAUGAUAUCGAAAGAUAAACCUCAUUUUCAUGAAAAAAAAUUAAAACAAAUUACACAUUCUAUUUUCAAUAAUGA